This is a messenger RNA of Peronospora matthiolae, 309 nucleotides long. Lineage: Eukaryota; Oomycota; Peronosporomycetes; Peronosporales; Peronosporaceae. The record is from the annotation of a GenBank genome assembly.
AUGGGCAUCCAUGCUGUUAGCGUCAUGCUAGAGGCUCUCAAUAGAGAUGCCCAACAUGCUACUGUCGCCAAGUUCAUUCAAAAUGAACUUGACGCUGAACGCAAGAAAGUAGCCUUGCUUCACCAACAAGUUUCUCAACAAGCAGAGUUGUUGAGAGAACAGGGUGCUCAACAGUUUGAGCUGUUGAGACAGCAGCAGGCUGGUGCUGGUGGGUCGAUGCACUCGCGUCGACCCGAGACCUUGAAGAUUGACAUCUCCAAGUAUAGGGGAGUCGAAGGGGACUCCCUCUUGAGAUGGUUCGUCGAAUAA